This is a messenger RNA of Prorocentrum cordatum, 873 nucleotides long. Lineage: Eukaryota; Dinophyceae; Prorocentrales; Prorocentraceae. The record is from the annotation of a GenBank genome assembly.
AUGCCUGCGGGCCGCGGCCGCCCGCCGCGGCCCGAGCGCGUUGCGCCGGUGUUCCUGGCGCUGCCCGCGCCCACGCCGCAGCUCCGCCCGCCGCCGGGCCUCGGCGGGUGGCGCGCGCUCCGUGCGGCGAUCCUGACAGGCCUCUUCCACACGGCAGAGACGGAUCCAGCACCUCUCGUCGUGAUUCUUUGGAACGACGAGAGGCGCCGCGGGGCCGCCGCGCUCGCCGCCCCAGCGGUCGAGGCGCCCGUCGGGCCGCUGCGGCCGGUGCCCGCGGCCGCGGCCGGGGGCGUGGAGGGGCUGCACCUGGCGGAGCAGCAGCGGGCCGCGGGCGGCGUGCUUGCCGCCCGUUCCUGCAGCUGCGCGGGGUGCUCACGGACGAGCAGAGCCCGUGGAGGCGCGCCUGCAGCCCUUCGUGCGGGAGCGCUACGGCUGCCCGGGAUGUGUGCCCUGCUAUGUGCUGGUGAGGAGGUACAAGCCUGGCCCGGGGCAGCGGCAGAAUUUGGAGGUGCAUAUGGACAACACCUCCCAUGUCACCGUGACCUUCCCGCUGAACGUCGGCGACUACCUCGGCGGCCUCUACGCGCAGCGAGAGGUUGGCAGCGAUCCGCACGUGCGGAUCAGGCGGGGCCCCCCACUGCGGAGGGGCCGCGUGGCCGAGCUACAGAAGAAGGGCCUCUGGCCCCACCCUCUGCGGGAGAACCUGGAGUCUGCGCUGUCGCCUGGCGACGCCCUGCUGCACCAGACCUGCUCCACGGGGUCAAGGUGUUCGGCGAUGGGAGCCGCUACUCGAUGAUAGUCUGGUUUGCAGAGACAGCGCAGGAGUGCGCGGAUUCUGCGCCAGAGGACUAUGACGAGGACAACGUCUAUUGA